Melitaea cinxia (Glanville fritillary) is the source of this 868-nucleotide messenger RNA. RefSeq lists its product as uncharacterized. The transcript has 3 exons. Gene Ontology annotation, molecular function: DNA binding. Gene Ontology annotation, cellular component: transcription regulator complex; nucleus. Gene Ontology annotation, biological process: regulation of transcription by RNA polymerase II. The record is from RefSeq and is a predicted model, not a curated record. Bases 1 to 768 code for a protein of 255 amino acids. NCBI's taxonomy places the organism in Eukaryota, Metazoa, Arthropoda, Insecta, Lepidoptera, Nymphalidae.
AUGACUGUAAAAAAACGCGCGGGUCGCACGCUGUUGUUUACAAAAAUAUCAAUAAAUAUGUCCGAUAUAGACCCAGAAAAGUUGAUCAAAGCUAUUAAAAUGCGUCCAGCUCUUUACAACAAGAACGACAAAUUGUACCACAGCCAUAGAAAGCAUAAAGAGAAGAUAUGGCGCGAAAUAUCCGAGGAGGUACACGGGAAUUGGAACCAACUUAGUCAGUUGCAUAAGGUCGAAUAUGUUCGAGAAAUCCAGAAGCGUUGGAAAAGCUUGAGAACGUGUUUCUCUAGGGAGUUAGCUUUGCAAAGAAAGGAAAACAUAAAACGGGAAUCUGAUCAACACGUCAAAAGAAGAAAGAGGUACGAAUAUUUCAACAAUCUUCUAUUCCUUAUGGACAGCACCGAUGGUGGUGAUGAAACGAGAGAAAGCGAUGAUUCAGCAGACCCUUUAGAAAGUAGCUAUCAGCCAGAAGAUAUAAUUUAUGACUACGGUGAAGCUUCAAGUGAAGUUAAAAACGUACAAACCAUGAACAUAGUGAAUGUUCCAGAACAAAGUUAUCCACAGCCGCAAGUAGUCUACGAAAGAAAUAAAACGUUGGAAGAAAAAGUUAUAGAUAUGUUAAAAGAUAUUAAGAAGGAUGAAAACGAUGAAGAUAGGCAAUUUAUGUUGUCUCUAGUACCGACUUUUAGGAAGUUGAAUGCAAAACAGAAAUUGUCUGCAAGAAUUGAAAUAUUAAAAGUUUUGCAGAAUAUUUCUUUUGGGGAAGACUAGAUUUAAUUUAAGAGACAAAGUCAUCAUGUUAAGAUUAUGUAUUUUUUUUUUUUUUACUUUUUAGUAAGUAUUAAGUCUAUAAAUAUAAUGAAUUUUUAAA